Messenger RNA from Ordospora colligata OC4, 1683 nucleotides. RefSeq lists its product as uncharacterized. NCBI's taxonomy places the organism in Eukaryota, Fungi, Microsporidia, Ordosporidae. The transcript has a single exon. Bases 1 to 1683 code for a protein of 560 amino acids. Gene Ontology annotation, cellular component: plasma membrane. The record is from RefSeq and is a predicted model, not a curated record.
AUGCUUGAUAUGAACAACCUCAAGAAAACAUUGCUAGCAGGAUUCGUACUGCUCGCAUACACAGAUAUUCUGAACAACAGGUCUUAUGAUCUUGUUGGUGUAGAUAAGGGAUAUACAAAUCUCAAAGGAUACCACUACGAUAAAGAUAAAGACAUGUACGAUGAAGUUUUCAGCUACAAGCAUGAACAGAAAAUCCAUCUUGUCAUUCCUGCAGAUUUCAAUGGAAGUGGAAUAGUAAGUUACGUGCUUGUAACAAGGAAGAAUGAUGGAACAUUUGACAAUCACAUAUACUUCCGUGACAGAGAUGAAACAAAGCAUAUUGGAGAAUCCUUAGCCACUCCACUGCUAUUUACAUGCCCCGAUGAUCUUAGACCUCAACUGCUUAUCCAAUACAGCGAUGGUCUGAAAAAGGUUCGGAUUAGUGAAGAUGGAGAACUGAAAACAGAGGAUGUUGAUGAUUAUGGACGAUUACACAAUGAGCAUACUUCUGCAUUUGUUGAGCUUGAUGGGAGUAUGAAGGCAUGCCUGUGCCUAGUCAUUGACAACGGGAAUGGGAAAAAAUCACUGAGGGUAUUCAAUAAUAAGGAUGGAGAAUAUGUGAGGUACUUCGAGAUGGACCUUCCAGAUGAGAUAGGCCCAAUUGUAUUUGGAGACUUUAAUGGAAACGGUAUGAACGACAUGGCAUUUAUACAACGAAGCGGGACAAAGUAUGUUUUGAAGAUAUACUUCAACUCAACGUCAAGAGUUGGAAAUACCAACAAGCUUCUUGGUGGAUUUAUCCCGACACAGAUCAACUCAACUGUGUUUUCUGAGGGAGAUAUGGAGAUAGUGGAUCUAAGCUUGAUGUUUCCGAAUUGCACGCCAAUCCUUAAAUCUGAAGAACAUUUUGGUGGGAUGCCAUAUGGAAUAUUCUCUGCUGAUCUGAGAGCAAAAGGUAAAGUGGACUUCUUUAUUGUGAUGAAGGACAUUGAUGGCAGCACAAGAGUUGGAGCCCUUGAAAACCAUUCUGAACCUGGCAAGGCAUUAUUUGAAAAAGCAGAGUAUCACGAUGAUAUUCACAAACUGAAGAAUGUAAUAUCCAUAAGCUGCUGUGACUAUAACAGCCGAGGAAGAGAAGCCGUGUUUGUGAAUCGUGUUGUUGACAACGAAGCUGUUCUUGAAGUGUAUGAAAACAACCUUUCGAAAGAGAAUCUCAAGCUGAGUCUCUCAGCAAUCUAUCCAAGGCAUGAAGCAUAUGGAUGCGCUAUUCCUGGCGUUUCUUAUCUGAUAUCUUACUGUGACGGAGAGAAGGUGCAUAUUUCGAGUCAGAUGGCCUACAGCACGUAUGUGCACCUAAAACAUCACGUGGCAUAUAUUGGGCUUGGCACAAUGAAUCUGAUUGUUGAUAUACUGAUGAUAGGGACGCCUGGAAGCAAUACAAGUCCAUAUGCAGGACCAUAUGCCAUUAAUUCAAUUGCAAUCCCAAACACUGAUUUAGUCGUAUACCUUCAAGAAAAUGGCAACUACACGGUGGAGGCACAUUUUAUUGUUGGAGAGCACUUUAAGACAAUAAUAAUUGCUCUCUUUGGUGUUGCAUUUGUCAAUCUGAUAUUCAUAGUUCUACUCCGACUCAAGGAUAUACGAAGAAUGAAGAUGGCAAACAGCAAAGAUGCACUACGUCCACUGUUUUCUACACUUAAAUAA